Messenger RNA from Andrographis paniculata, 847 nucleotides. Its product is annotated as 60S ribosomal protein L11. Gene Ontology annotation, cellular component: cytosolic large ribosomal subunit; ribosome. The coding region runs from base 121 to 669 and encodes 182 amino acids. The record is from RefSeq and is a predicted model, not a curated record. NCBI's taxonomy places the organism in Eukaryota, Viridiplantae, Streptophyta, Magnoliopsida, Lamiales, Acanthaceae. Gene Ontology annotation, molecular function: RNA binding; structural constituent of ribosome. The transcript has 5 exons. Gene Ontology annotation, biological process: translation.
UAAACGGUAUAAGCAUAAAACCCUAAUUCGUCGUCUACUUCUCAAUAGGGCUUUCAGAUAAUUUUCUUCCAGUCCUAACGCAGCCGCGCCUCCGCCGCCACCGCCAGCUUCCGCAGCGUCAUGGCAUCGGAGAAGAAACUGUCGAAUCCAAUGAGGGAGAUUAAGGUUCAGAAGCUGGUUCUGAACAUAUCGGUCGGCGAAAGUGGUGAUCGUCUCACCAGAGCUGCUAAGGUGUUGGAGCAACUCAGCGGCCAAACUCCUGUUUUCUCCAAGGCGAGGUACACUGUGAGGUCAUUUGGGAUCAGGCGUAAUGAGAAGAUUGCAUGCUAUGUCACUGUGAGAGGUGAUAAGGCAAUGCAGCUCCUUGAAAGUGGCCUGAAGGUGAAGGAAUAUGAAUUGCUGAGACGAAAUUUCAGUGACACCGGCUGUUUUGGUUUUGGCAUUCAGGAACACAUCGAUCUUGGAAUCAAAUAUGACCCUUCAACGGGUAUUUAUGGUAUGGAUUUCUAUGUUGUCUUGGAGCGCCCGGGCUACCGUGUAGGGCGUCGCCGUAGGUGCAAAUCCCGUGUGGGAAUCCAGCAUAGAGUCACUAAGGAAGAUGCAAUGAAGUGGUUUCAGGUGAAAUAUGAAGGAGUUAUACUUAAUAAGGCAUCCAACAUCGGCGCGUAAGUUUAUCGGUAUUUCGAGCCUGUCUGAAUUCUAUCUAACUAGGCAUACAAUAUCUCUUGCUUGAUUUCAGUGAUUUAUUUGCAAAGAAGACAAAGUUAGUUAAUGGUUUUGGCAUACCAUAUUUGUCAUUUUCUUGAUUUUGUCUACAAGAGCAGUGAAAACUACAUUAUUUGUGUUC